Molecule: messenger RNA, 8479 nt
Organism: Ostrea edulis (European flat oyster)
Lineage: Eukaryota; Metazoa; Mollusca; Bivalvia; Ostreida; Ostreidae
Product: beta-TrCP-like
Exons: 15
Coding region: 1414-3468 (684 amino acids)
Molecular function (GO): protein binding
Source: RefSeq, a predicted model, not a curated record
CUUAACUUUGACACCUCUCUCCUGUUUCACUAUAGCUAGGUUAGUGGUAAUUAAUUUUUACAAUCUAUAAAAUUUAAACUAAGAUGUUAGGACAAUCUAAUUAAAAUUAAAUCCCAUGAUCCGCUCAUCUACUAUCGCUACACAUAGGUAGGUGAGCGGAUAUCAUAUAUGAUCUAAUUUUAAUAGAUUGGAUGUUAGGAUUGUAUUUUCUUUAAUUUGGUUAUGCUUAUCUCUCACUCUUUUUACUGUUGUAAAUUAAUGUUAUAAAAAACUUUAUCCUGAAUUUUUCCAACACUCUAUAGUUUAUUUCAUGGAUUAAUUUACACUCAAGUAGGCGGGUCUAUCAAAGGUGAAACGUGUCAGUUUGCAUGAGAGGAUGAUUCAUCAAAAUUCUUUGUUUGUGAACCUUUCCAUUUUGUUCUUUGUAAAUUCGGAUAUGUUAAAACACGUUUUUGUGAAAUUCAUGUUUAUAAAAUUUAUUGAUAUAUUCGGAUUUGAAUAAAUUUUGGAACUCUAAAUAUAUAGCCUUGUUUCUACAAAGAUACACACGUACAUAUUUAUUUGCGCUCCCAAACACCAUUCUAAAAUGAGAAAUCCCAGAUAUUUUGAAGGUCACACGUGUCAAUAAUAUGUGAGUGCAUGUGCAUCAAAUAAAAGCAAAAACAAAGUGUGUUUUUAAAAAACAACUUACUGGAUUUGAUUUGAUUAAUUUCAUGAAAUUGAAUCUCAAGUAACAAUCUUUUCUUUUUCUUCUUCUUUUUUUUUUUUUUUUAUAUGGGUGUUGUUGUUGUUGCUAUACUGUACAUGGAACUCAUGAGUGACAUUUUUUUUCAUGUAUAUGUUGUGCGAAUAUUGACUAUUAGCGAAAUACAUUGGUACGACUUAUUUUAAGAAACGAAAGUAAUCAUUUGUGAUCUCCACUAACUAAAGAGUUCCAACAUAAAUUUUCCGUGGAAAAUGAUUACAUACGAAGCAACAAGAGGCAAUUCAUGAUAUAUAAUCUUAUUUAAAACGAGUGAGGGAAAUAAGAGAUUCCAUAACAACAGAGCUGUGAUUCAGAACAAUUUCUAUUGGUUGACUCCUGGGAAUUUAAGACAUUAAGCAGGUUUAUUCAGUGUCAAAGGGGAAAGAAACGUGACUGUGAAAUGUGAAAGUUAUCCUGCAACAACUGACCUAAAUAAUUGUACAUAACAAGGAGAACGGUGGAAGAAAAACCUCCAAUGAAGGCAGCAGUGAUCACAGAGAUUCCAGGGAAUAUCAGAAGACAUUGAUUUAUGAAUUUGAGAUGGAGAACCUGACUGGUAGAUCUAAGAACUGUGACAUGGAAGAAAUCUACAAAUAAAUACCGCUUGUGGUCAGAGGAUGGCAUGAGGAGUAGCUGUUUAGUGUGGUACCCUUUCUCAGCUUUCACCAAUGUCUGGCGGUGCCUGCAGUCACUAUUUCAUCCACAAUACAACAGAGCAGGAGUCAUCAGAUGAUGCCUAUUUCAGUUGUACAUCAGUGGAUGAUCGCAUGUCCCCUCAAUGUUCCAGCAACGAGAUGACGAACUGUAGUUGUUCCUCGCUGGAAGAUUCCAGCUGUCCUCCCAAUGAGUUGCAGGCUGUGUGCCUGAAUGGUGUCUCUCCAGACCGCGUUAAAAGACGGUCUUGUACUCGACAAAAUUCAUCAAUUCCGGGUGAAAAAUAUUUGUGCCAGAAGGACUCCAAAGGCCAUGUGUCGAGGUACGACGUACGUAACAUGGAACUUAUAUCUGCCGAUUGUUAUCGCAGUGAUGUUCCCUACAGUCAGGAAGCGAUGGAUGAUGAUGGGAAUAAAACUCCAAACAAAAAUCACAAGUGCUCAAAUUCUGAAACAGAUAUUCGGUAUCAACCCACCUGUGAUGUGAGCUCGUGGGGACAUUUUUCUCAGUGCAUUAAAAACCGUUACAAAUAUCGGCGGAGUGACUAUUCUAGUGAAAGUGAUGAAGAACGAAGUACUCCACAAUGGCCAAAUAAAGCGGAGAUGGUUCAGCCCCAGAAAAGUCAUCUUCCAACCUAUGAUCUGAGUGUUCUGACUCCUGUGUUAAAACCCAAGGACACGUCGGCUAAAAAGGACGUCAUCAAAACCAUACCAACUCGAACAAAAGAUGGCAUCAAACCAACAGUCUUCAAGGAAAAAUUAGCAACAAUCCUCCGCUGGUUCAAUGAAUUCAACGACAUCCAGAAAAACACACUGAUAAACAGAUUACUGAAGGAUUGUGAUUUGCCUCAGAACCACCUACUGUCUGUGAGGGUGUCCUCUCAGCUUCACAAAGGAUGUCCCCCAAACUGUCAGGACAUCAUCACAUGGCUCCCAGCCACCAUAGCAACCAAAAUCAUGUCCUACCUAGAUCCUGUGAGUCUAUGUAGAGCAGCCCAGGUUUGUCGGGUGUGGCGUUACAUCACAGAAGACCCGUCUCUCUGGCGGAAAUUCUGUUGUCAACAAAAAUGGAGACUAUCCAAGGCAGCUGAACACAAACAAGUCAUCAGUCACAUGACCGCUGGCAGCAUUAUGUGGAAGAAAGUAUUUGCUGAGCGAUUCCGACUACGAAACAACUGGUUGAGUGGUCGCUGUACUGUCAGAACGUUUGAAGGUCACUCUCAAGGAAUCUCCUGUGUACAGUUUGAUGACACCAGGAUAGUGAGCGGAUCCUCAGACAAAACUAUCAAGGUGUGGAACAUUCGAACCAAUGCCCAGUGGUCAGUCCAGACUCUGGUUGGACACAGUGGGACAGUUCGUUGUCUUCACUUGGAAGGCAAACGAUUGGUCAGUGGUUCGACGGAUAAAUCUAUCAAGGUGUGGGAUUUGUCCACUCAGGAGAGCUGGUCCAGUAUUGCUUGUAAAGUGACCAUGAUUGGACACACAGACACUGUCAGGUGCUUACAGGUGGAUGAUGAUAAGGUUGUCAGUGGAUCAUAUGAUAAAACAUUGAAGGUGUGGGACAUCAGAAGUGGAGAUUGUAGGAUUACACUAAGGGGGCAUCAGGCCGCUGUGUUGUGUGUACACUUUAACGACACGAAGCUCGUCUCUGGAUCCUGUGACAAAGCCAUCAAAGUAUGGAAUUAUGAGGGGGCGUGUCUACGAACAUUGACGGGACAUCAAGACGCAGUGACCUGCCUACAAUUUGACUCGACGCGGAUAGUCAGUGGUUCGUUAGACUGCACCCUGAAGUUCUGGGACAUCCAUAAUGGGACCUGUAUAAACACCAUAGACUGGAAGGACGCGGAGGGUCACACUGGUGUCGUGAGGUGUUUGCAGGCAGACAGUUGGAGGUUAGUGAGUGCAGCAGACGACAAAACUAUCAAGGUUUGGAAUCUGGAGACGGGGGAGAGAUUGGUGACCCUCAGGAACCACACAGAUGGGGUCACCUGUAUGCAGUUUAAUGACUUCAUCAUCGUGUCAGGGUCAUAUGACAAGACGGUCAAACUGUGGGAUUUCAGCUGCUGCUAGCCGUCUCUACGUUCAACAGCAAUUCUAACAUUUCCACACCCUGCAUGCCUGCAUAUUAAGGGCAGUAGGAAUCGACGUCAACUUAUGAAGGACCACGUUAAAUUCUCUUUUGGUGCAGAAUUUGAGAGUAGAGGAAUCGUUGAGAAUGGGUUAUGGGUUUAUUUAAGGUGUUACAUUUGUGAGAGAAAAUGCCUUAAAAGACAGAUUAUGGUUAGACCUUGAUAUGAUGGUUUUGUUAAGAGAGGAAUGCUGUGAUAUUUGUCGUAUCACACAGUACUGAAACACUACGAGGGACUCACAGGUCUCUCAAUGUCUUUAAUUAAUAGAGACUUGCAUUUUCACAGAUGCUUCUGCUUUGUAUUGAGUUUCCAGAUUUGUAAUCAAAAUUUGGGCAGCCUCGCUGUUUUUUGCGCUAUAUUUGUAACUGAGGAAUGGUUGUGAGUGGAGGAGUUCCGUCGAUCCAGCUUGUGUUGUGCGUAAAUCGAAUGAGACACACAGGGGCUGGACUAAAUGUUACGAUUUUUCUAAGAAAAUAAGCCUUGAUUUUUUUGUACUGAGAACAAAUUUUAGCCCAAAAGUCACGAUAUUGCAGAUCAUGGUCACAUGAUCAGGUGACAGUCUGUGAUUCCUGCAUUUGAUCUCAUAUAUUUUUGUUUUGUUCUAUUGUUUGUUAGAUAGGUUGUAUUUUCAAAUUUUAAUAGCUACAUUUUUUGUAAGACCUAAAUAUUGAGUGAUCUCGUGUUUAGUAUAUAAGUUGUCUUCUAUGUGUUUUUAUAUUUAUGUUGAUUAAUAUAGUACCAGCUGUAUCCAUUUUUUUGCAUCAAAAAAGCUGUAUUUUUCAUUUUUGUCCAGUGAAUUUUUUCUGAGAUGUUGAGGUGUAUAUUAUAUUUGUUUUUUACCAAAAAAAAAAAAAAAAAGAAUUACCGAAAAUAUUGGUGCAACAUGGUAUGAACACAGCGUUAAAAAAAAUGACCAUGAACUCUAGUUGAACAUGGUCAGAUAAGCAAGUCUUAUUCCAAUGAUUUCCCGUAGAUAUUUAUGAUAGACUCUUUUUUUUUUUGUAUGUGUAAACACAGAUUUUUUUAACACAGUAGGUUGUGGUGUUAGUGUUGUGAGUACUUUUGUGUUGUGUUUGUAUUUAAGACUUGCUCAUUAGUAUAAAAAAAAAAUUCUCAGUUAUUGGGCUGUGAUAUUCGUCUUUACAGAUGGUUGUGAAUGACCGAUUGUUUUACACACCGCAUGUGUGGCAUGGAGUGAGCGAUGUGUCCUGGAGACGUUCUUUUAUAAGCUUAUUUCAACAGUACUUCUCACCAAUGCCUUCUUUCUGAAUGAACUCGACCGAGUAAAAGUAGUGCGUUGUAUAAUAUUAGGGAAUAAUUAUCUUCUCAUUCAUUAUUUGUGACCAUUAAUGCUGAUUUAAUGGUCUCAAACUAAGUUUUACCUGUGUUGCAGUAGUGGAACCAGUAAAAAUGGAUGUUUGAGAUUGUUGAAUACGCCAGUUUCGAGAUAAGAGCUCUCCUGUGUAGGAGGUACAUUUAGUAGAACAUUGAGUGCCUAAGUGGGACAGAGUGAAUUUACAGUCAGUGAGGAAGACGAUAAAAUGUAUUAAAAAGAGUUUCUCUUUGAAUAUGUAAAUGUAGGAAAUACAAAAUACUAUCAAAAGAAAUGUUUUACUAAAGGAGAAACAUAAAAACGUCAUAUUUGAAAGUAAUAUCCUGGAUAUGAUACCUAUGACAAACAAAAUUAUAUGAUAUGAUAAGAAUCUCACGUAUUUAAUUACUCCCUAAAUACUUUUCACUUACUUAGUUUGUGUAUCAGUUGAAUUUUGGUGGUGAAAAAGCGUAUGAGAAACUUACUGAGCACAUUCACUUAUGCCGUGAUGAAUAUUCGUCCCACUCCCGCAUGUAAACAAGUUGUUUCGCGCCUUACUAUGUACGAGAGUUCUUCAAAUGGAAAUAACUCAAACGUAUUUCGAAACCGGCGUAUUAGCACUAAUGUUCGCAAAUAACAAAUGGGAAGAUUGUUACUUUCCAUUCUAAUGCAAUUUUACAUUUUUUUUAAAAAUGUUAACAUAUAAUUUCUUUGGGUUUGCAGUUUCGUUUUAUGACAGUAAAUAUUUACGCUUGACGUUAAGUUUAUGUGUUGUGGUAUCUAAUUUAUGAUGUCAGAAUCAGAAAUUCUCUAUUUCAUUCACCCAUGUUACCUGCCUCAAACGUCAGUGUAUUAGCUAAUCAAAAUGCAGAUUACAAAACAGCUGUAUUAGAAUCACAAAUUUCAUGGGACUUGCAAUCAAGGCUCCUCCUUAAUUUAGUUUUUAUUUACUUCCAACCUAUAAAAGCAAGUUAUCACACAGCAUUGGAUACCUUUCCAUUCAUUUAGUAUAGUGAAGAUGGAUUAUUUUUUUCCUUUACAGGGAUUAUUUUGAUAAGAAAUCUCAAGAUAAACAUUGAAUUUUUUUGUUUACACACUGUUGUGUUUCAUUUUCUUGUAAAACGAGGAGAUAUGUACAAAUUGGCGUGUUUGCUUAAAUGUUAAAAACCUGUUUAAUAUUUCAUGAUUUUUAAGAUUUAUGUUUUGUUGAUGUGAAUUCCCUAUAGUCGGGCAUCCUGUUGUCAGCUUCUGCUGUGUGUGUGGUGUGUCAUUGUAGAUUUCAAUGUCCCUUCUCCCUUGGGGUAAGAGACACUAGAAGCUCGUACUCAUUACAAAUGUUGUUUAAGACAAGAGAAGAUGUUGUGACCUUGAACUCCAAUAUGUUUGUGACCUUGAACUCCUGAAGUCUUUGCCCUGAUUGUAACUUUGUCAGAGAGAAACAUUACAAGUUCAUGUUUUACAGAAAGGUUGCUACUGCCCUGAUGGUGUCUUAACUUUGAACAAAAUUUAUUAAACUUUGAAAAGCUGAACUCAUAGGAUGUAAAAAAUACAUAACACCAAACCUACAGCAUUUAAUUUGCAUUUACUUCUGUACUGCAUGAUAAUGAUGUAAUUUGUUUCGAUAUGAAAGUGAUUUGUAAGUCAUGUGAAGGUGAUUUGUAAGUCAUGUGAAGAUGGUUUGUAAGUCAUGUGAAGGUGAUUUGUAAGUCAUGUGAAGGUGGUUUGUAAGUCAUGUGAAGGUGGUUUGUAAGUCAUGUGAAGGUGGUUUGUAAGUCGUGUGAAGGUGGUUUGUAAGUCAUGUGAAGGUGAUUUGUAAGUCAUGUGAAGGUGAUUUGUAAGUCAUGUGAAGGUGGUUUGUAAGUUGUGUGAAGGUAGUUUGUAAGUUGUGUGAAGGUGGUUUUUAAAUCGUGAAGUUAGUUUGUAAGUCAUGUUCAUAUGAAGGUGGUUUUUAAAUCAUGUGAAGGUAGUUUGUAAGUUGUGUGAAGGUGGUUUGUAAGUCAUGUGAAGGUAGUUUGUAAGUCAUGAAAGUGAUGUGUACAUGUACAUAAGUAAGUUGUGACUUUUGAUGAGGCAUAAUCCUAUAGAGACACAACAUUGUACUAACCAUUAGUAUGCUAGUUAAGUAAUAAGAAAGAUUCUCCCUAACAAAGUUUUUUAACAUUGUACAGAGUAAUUACAUCCUGAAUAGAAUAUUGUAAUAUGUGGCUUACUGUCGCCGGUGCUUCUGAUGAAAAGGAUGUAGUGAGUUGUUAGAUAGCAACAAUCCUACAACAGUGAUGAUAUAUAUCUAUGGUGAGGUUGCAGAAUUCAUGUCCUGACAUUUUAUUACAUGUUACUGGAGACAUUACAUUAUUUCAUUUGUUUCAAAUUUGAUCCUUUCAUUUACAGUAUAGAAUGAUGUAAAUUGUACUAUAUCAUCUAUGUAAAGGGCAGAUUACGCUUUAUUUCACUAUUUUUCCUACUGAAAAUAUAACAAUUUGGUCGUCAGUCAUCUCUCUCCUUGAUAGCAGGCUACAUGUUUUUAAUAUUUUGAUGUAGAAUACUAGAUGCCUAGACAGCAGCUGACUCUUUAUUUCACAGUAUAUUGUUCCAUAGAGAGCAUUUAAAUCCAGAGUAAUCUUAUUAACCCAUAGUACUUUAUGGUGGCUCACUACACCCUGAAAUAGUUUCUCAAAUCAGUACGAAUUGUAAUCAUAAAAGAUAUGAUGUAUAAGUAUGUAUGCCAAAAAGGCAUAAAAUAUGCAAAUUUGGAAAAAAACAUGAUUUUCAAAAAAAUUGUUUGAAAACAUAUGAACAAAAGACUUGGGCAGAUUUGAACACAAGAUCUGAAGUUCACCACCCAAUGCUUUAACCACUGAGCUAUGAUGAUAUACAAACAAAUUGAUUGACACAAAUAAUUUCACAAAACAUUUAAAUCGCCGUCUUGUGAUGUAGUGUCAUAAAGAGUAUAAGCUUUAGUGUAGUGAGCUACCUUAAAUAUCAACAGUACUUUUUGGAAAAUGUUUGGUGAUAAAUUUAAUUAGAAUGCUACUCGGUUUAUUUUCUAUUGAUGUGCAGCAAGAAUUCAGUGUGACAAUCAUCCACACAAAGACAUGGUUAUUUUCCCAUCCCUGUCUGAGCCAUUUAUAAGACAAAAAAGAGGUGGUCAAUGAUUUUAACCUUAUCAAUUCACAUGUUCCUGUAAUAUUGUGUGAGGUUCUGAAUGUUUUUUUCUGAAUAUUUUAUCACAGUUUAAAUCUUACCUUAAUUGUGCAUUUUAAGACUAUUGGCUAUGUUGAUAUAGCAAUGAACAUUGGCUAUGUUGAUACAGACUCGGUAUUUGAAGAAAUGGGCAUCAUGCAGCUAUUUUGAUAUAGACAGUACUUGUAUCGUUUCAUAUGUCUCAGUGGCGGAUCCAGAGGAGGGGGUUCUAGAAGUUGGAAACCACCACCACCCCUUUUGUCACAAAAUUUUGCAGAAAAAAAAUGCAAAAAUAAAAAUUCCUGGAUCCGCCCUUGUCUCUUCAUGAUCCCGCAAUACUGGGAUUACUGUAAUCUCUGUUUCACGACCCCACAGUACUUGCAUUACUGUACUCAGUGUUUAUCCAGCAUUUUUACACUGUUGUUCAUUUUACAUGUCAAAUAAACUCAAGUGAUUCAUU